AUGGAUUGGCUCCCUCACCGAACGGCUGCUUUUCUGUUCCUUUUAUUGGUACUCCUGGAUUUCAGCACAGGAUUUCAUGUAGAGGUAAAAGAAUGGGAUGAAAAUGGGAUGGCAAGAUGGAAAACCUUCAGAAGACAAAAACGCGAAUGGAUCAAAUUUGCUGCAGCUUGUAGAGAAGGAGAAGACAAUUCUAAGAGGAAUCCAAUCGCCAAGAUCCGAUCAGAUUGUGAAGAAAAUCAUCCAAUCACAUACAGCAUCUCUGGAGUUGGAAUCGAUCGUGCCCCCUAUGGAAUAUUUGUUGUUAACCCAAGAACAGGAGAAAUUAAUAUAACAUCAAUAGUGGAUAGGGAAGUAACCCCAGUGUUUGUUAUACGCUGCUUUGCUAAACACUCAGUGACAGGUGUAGAUUUGGAACCACCUCUUGAACUUCGAGUCAGAGUUCUGGAUAUAAACGAUAACCCUCCAAUAUUUGCACAAACUGUAUUUACGGGAUCUAUUGAAGAAUGCAGUAUGGACAACACACUGGUGAUGAAAAUAAUUGCAUCAGAUGCAGAUGAACCUAAUCACUUGAAUUCUAAAAUUGCCUUCAAGAUAGAGAGUCAGGAACCUGCAGGUCCACCCAUGUUCAUUAUGAAUAAAUAUACUGGAGAACUCCAUCUUGCAAAUUAUCUUGACAGAGAGCAACAUAGUAGCUACACCCUUGUUGUGAAGGCAUCAGACCGGGAUGGAGCUGCUGAUGGAAUAUCAUCCCUCUGUAGCUGUAACGUUAAAGUUAUUGAUGUCAACGACAAUUUCCCAACUCUUGCUCAAAGCUCUUUUUCAGCAAGUAUUUCAGAAAAUUCACUCAGUUCAGAACUGCUACGAAUACAAGCUCUGGAUGCUGAUGAAGAGUUUACAGACAAUUGGUUAGCGGAAUUUUUCUUUAUAUCUGGUAAUGAAGAUAAAUGGUUUGAAAUUGUUACAGAUCGAGCUACAAAUCAAGGAAUCGUUAGAGUAAUUAAGGAACUGAAUUAUGAACAUCUUCAGACUCACUCAUUAAUUAUUGGUGUCAGGAAUGUAGCUGCCUUCCACCAUUCUGUUGCGCAUGAAUACCAAAUAUCUGGAACACCCCUCACAAUAGAAGUAAAAAAUGUGAUUGAACCACCAAGAUUUAAUCCAUCUUCAGUUGUGUUUUCUGUAUCAGAAAGAACAAGAGCAAAUUAUGUUGUGGGAACAUACACAGCCAUCGAUGAGGACACUGGAGCUAUUGCAUCAAAUGUUGUAUAUAGUAUAGGACGAGAUCCAGGUGCCUGGUUCAGAAUCAAUCAAAACACUGGUGAAAUCACACUGAACAAAAUUAUUAACCGGGAAUCAAUCUAUGUAGUCAAUGGGCAGUACAGAGCAGAGGUUCUGGCUAUCACCAGAGGGGUUCCUCGAUAUACUGCUACUGGCACCAUUGUGCUUUCAAUACAAGACAUGAAUGACAAUUGCCCAAUUAUUAAUACUGAGUUACGGAAAGUAUGUAUGCAUUCCCCAUCAGUGAUUAUCACAGCAAAAAAUAUGGAUGGUGAGCUAUAUGGUGCCCCAUUUACAUUCAGCAUACAUGGUGAACCUCGAACUACAUGGAUUAUCAGAUCAAUAAAUGCUUCCUCUGCAGAACUAACAACUCAGAACAUUGACUUUUACAUUUAUAGGAUCUAUAUCAGCGUAAGAGAUAGUCAAGGCCGACGCUGCCUUAAACCACAUGUAAUUCCUGUGCAAGCUUGUCAGUGUGAUAGUCGUAAUUACUGCACCAGUGGGGCCACAAAAAUAAUUAUCAUCGGUGGUGGUAGUGAUGGUGGCGGUGGUGGCGGCAGUGACACUGGUGGUGGCAGUGACAGUGGAAGAGGACAGGAAGGUGAAGGAGGACAAGGACAAGGUGAUGGUAAUGGUCAGACUGGAGCUGAAGGAGGAUAUACCGAGGAUCACACAAAUUGGCAGGGUUACACUGGUGACUAUGGUGAUAAUGAGGAAUAUACUGCAGCCACCGAUCAGGGUUAUGCCGGAAAUGGAAACUAUGGCAGAAAUCUCGACUCUUCUACCACACUUAGCGGUGCUGCCAUUGGCCUGAUGUUUCUUGGUGGAUUAAUAUUUGUUUUGAUUCCAAUUUUGAUGUCAAUGAGCGACUGUUGUGGAUGUGGACCUGGUGCUGCAGGUGGAGUUGGAACUGGAUUUGAACCCGUACCUGAAUGCACAGAAGGGGCAAUUCAUCCAUGGGGAAUAGAAGGUGCUCAGCCUGAAGACAGGGAUGUCUCACACAUUCUUGCCCCAACAACUGCUGCAGGAGGAGAUUUUGGUGAACCCUCUGACAUAUAUACAAACACAUAUGGAGGAGGAGUAGUAGCUUCUGGUGUUGAAGAAACUACAGGAGUUGGCUAUGGCACUGGUACUGGUUACGGGACAGCUGGAGGAAUUUCUGGAACAGGGGAAGUAAAAGGAUCAAUUGGAGGAACAAUUAAAGAGUAUCGAGAAGGAGGGGUGAACAUGGCCUUCCUAGACAACUACUUCUCUGAGAAAGCAUUUGUGUAUGCAGAUGAAGAUGAAGGUCGGCCAGCAAAUGACUGCCUAUUAAUAUAUGAUCAUGAAGGAGUUGGCACUCCCGUUGGCUCUGUGGGUUGCUGCAGCUUUAUUGGAGAAGAUACAGAUGAAACAUACUUGGAUACAUUAGGACCAAAAUUUAAGACCUUGGCAGAGAUCUGUCUCGGCAAAGAGAUCGAACCUUUCCCUGAAGUCAAUCCACCCUGGCCAUGCGUUAACGUCACCUUUCCCAACCCUGAAAGUGAUCUAAACCUCCCACCACCUGGAACCACCAUCAUUGUCAACGGAUGUGCACCUAUGCCUCCCCCAGUUGGCACUACAACGGUUGUUACUGAAAACACCUACACGUCUGGGUCAACCAUACAACACUCAAGGCCAAUGCCGGAUCCUUUGCUCCAUGGCAACAUGACGGUGACUGAGACCUACACCUCCGGCUCCCCCUCAAUUUGCGUUGACCCUCUGCGUGCAUCCAACGUUGUUGUAACAGAAAGGGUUGUCGGUCCUGCAUCUGCCUCUGAUUUGCGUGGCAUGCUAGAUAUCCCCGAUCUCACAGAUGGGUCCAACGUUAUCGUCACGGAAAGAUUAAUCGCGCCUAACUCGCGGCUCCCGACCUCUCUGAGCAUUCCUGAUUUGGUAGACGGGUCAAAUGUGGUAGUGACAGAAAGAGCGUUCAGGCCUGCCUCUGGCAUGCCAGGCAGCUUAAUAAACAUUCCCUCGGAAUUAACAAAUGCCCACAACAUGAUGGUCACCGAGAGGGUAGUAUCAGGGUCUGGGAUGAGCAGCAUGGGGGGAGCAAAUCUGGGGGGGAUGAGUAGCACGGGUCAGAUGCUCAGUGCUGACUGUCACCUUGGCCAAGCAAUGGGCACGGCAUCCCCCAGCACCUCCCGGAGGAGAGUGACAAAGUACAGCAGCAUGCAAUACUCCAGUCAGUAA
Messenger RNA from Nestor notabilis (Kea), 3489 nucleotides. RefSeq names its product desmoglein-1-like. The transcript has 16 exons. The coding region runs from base 1 to 3489 and encodes 1162 amino acids. Gene Ontology annotation, molecular function: calcium ion binding. Lineage: Eukaryota; Metazoa; Chordata; Aves; Psittaciformes; Psittacidae. Gene Ontology annotation, biological process: homophilic cell-cell adhesion. Gene Ontology annotation, cellular component: desmosome; plasma membrane. The record is from RefSeq and is a predicted model, not a curated record.